Planococcus citri (citrus mealybug) is the source of this 1508-nucleotide messenger RNA. RefSeq names its product sex peptide receptor-like. Gene Ontology annotation, biological process: G protein-coupled receptor signaling pathway. Bases 259 to 1386 code for a protein of 375 amino acids. The transcript is spliced from 3 exons. NCBI's taxonomy places the organism in Eukaryota, Metazoa, Arthropoda, Insecta, Hemiptera, Pseudococcidae. The record is from RefSeq and is a predicted model, not a curated record. Gene Ontology annotation, molecular function: G protein-coupled peptide receptor activity. Gene Ontology annotation, cellular component: plasma membrane.
UCGUGUGAAAUUGUCUACAUCAAAAACACCUCGUUGAUUAAUCCUAAAAUCGUCAAUAAUGAAUUUUGAUCACGAGUGCACAAUGCACAUGCAGAAAAUUCAUUUCGUUUUUCAUUCUGCAUUUCAAGGAUCUAUUCUCGAAAAAAAAGUUUCAUUUCGUGAAAUCGUCAUUAAUCGAAGUUUGUUCUUUUCGAUACCUUUUCAAGUGUUUUCGCGUCAAUUUGAACUAAUUCGUGUCUGAAAUUUUAAAAAAAUAGAAUGAAUAUUUCGCAGCCAUUCUGUGGUUCGAGUUGGAAAACCUUCGAAUACACUUUCUCGAAAAAAAUUUACGGUCAGUUUGCUUCUCUAUUGAACUUGAUCGGAGCACCUCUCAAUUUAAUAACCGUUAUUGUAUUCGUGAAAAAAAACCUACCAGCUUCAUCAUCAAACACCUUAUGCAGCAGUUUAGCAAUAUCUGACUUCGCAAUAUCGAUCCUGUGCUUCCCUCAAAUGUGGAUCAAUUUGUACUAUCCGGGUAUCUUUACCUUAUCAUCUGUGUAUCGAGCCAACCACGUAAGAUGGAUCAUUUCAAACGGUUGCUUCAAAUUGCAGAAGGUAUUUUACAAUAUAUCGUGUCUUCAUACCAUGAUGCUGGCGAUAUGGCGAUACAUAGCUGUUACUCAUCCUUUGAAGGAACGAUAUUGGUGUAACUUGAAGGUGACAUUUGAAGGAAUUGGCAUUAUUUACGUGGUAUGCUUCGUGUAUUCUGCCAAAGAUUUGUUCUGCGUUGUGGCAGCUCCUCAAGUAGUAAUGAUACACGAAAUAGGUCUUUUAUCUUUGAAUGAUACUGAAAAUAGCAAUAAAAUACGUCAGAUCCUUAAUGAUAAUCUAUUUCAACCUAUGUGCGAUACAAAUUUCUUGAAGGAUUUUUACAGCAUGUUUCGUAUCGUGAUACUCAGAACAACGCCCUGCGUCAUCAUAGCUCUUUGUACAGUAAGAUUCGUAUACGUUUUGAAAAAAUCAAAGAAACCUGGCGAAGAUACGAUCUCAAACUGCAGGAAAAGUUUAGCAGAAAAACAAAAGAAUCUAACGACGAAAAUGAUCCUAGGCAUAAUGAUAUUCUACCUGGUGAAUAAUACUUUUGGAAUCAUUGGUAGUGGUUUAAUACUAAUCUAUGGCGAACAAUUUGAGCAAGAUUGCUACAAAGUAUUCGACGGUAUCAACAAUUUACUGGUCUUGGCUUACACAUCGAUUCCUUUCAUCUUGUAUUAUUCAAUCAGUGAACAAUUUCGUAACGAUGUUACAUCUUUGGUAUUCCAAGGAAGGUGGAAACGUAGUCUGUUCACAGAUGAACAACAAAUUCAAUCAAAUUUGAGUUAUCUGGAUAGAAAAUCAUCAGAAAAAUGAAGGAAUACAUGGAGUAAACAGCGAUUAUUUUUCGUUUAAUUUAUUGUGAACACUGAUUUAUACCUAAUACCUACCAACUUACCUACUUGAAUUUGAAGUUUUAGCUGAACUUUCAUGCAAUA